Scatophagus argus is the source of this 1222-nucleotide messenger RNA. RefSeq names its product regulator of G-protein signaling 5-like. The record is from RefSeq and is a predicted model, not a curated record. The transcript has 5 exons. Bases 116 to 688 code for a protein of 190 amino acids. NCBI's taxonomy places the organism in Eukaryota, Metazoa, Chordata, Actinopteri, Scatophagidae.
GCUCUGUUCAGACACUCAGACACAAUCUCACCCUUUGCUGAGCUUCGCUGAUCGGAUAUUUAACUGCCACCCAACGGCGUCACCACCACCCCACCACCAGCUCCAACCCGCUGCUAUGUGUAAAGGACUAGCAUCGCUGCCUACCUGCUGCUUGGAAAGGGCCAAAGUGCUCAAAGCAAGGCUGGGAAGUAUUUUGCAAAAACCCAACUGGAAUCUAUCCAGCUGCAAAAUAGGGCAAAAUAAGCCAACCCUGGAGGAAUGCCUCAGGUGGAAACAGUCCUUUGAAAAACUCCUGUCCAGCAAAUGUGGACUGUGUGCCUUCACAGCCUUCCUGGUAUCUGAGUUCAGUGAGGAGAACAUUGCGUUCUACUUUGCCUGUGAGGAUUACAGAAACACCAAAUCUCCUACCAAACUAACAGCCAAAGCCCAGAAAAUCUAUGAUGAGUUCAUCAGCAGUGAUGCUCCCCGUGAGAUUAACAUCGACCAUGAAACUCGUGACAUUACCAAAGCCAACAUGGUGGCGCUGUCACCAUCUUGCUUCGAUCUGGCCCAACACAGGAUCUACAUGCUCAUGGCCAAAGACUGCUACCCUCGGUUCCUCCGCUCUGCAGCCUACAGGGACCUGGUAUGCCAAGCCAAACCAAGCGCCAAGGCCACCAAGCAGACCCAGCAGGAGAAGAAGGCGUGAACUCUCCAUGAGCUGAUGGAGAAUUGUUAGUGGUUGCCUUAAGGGUUGAGACAGCAAGAGAGGCAUGGCGUAGGUGCUGCAUCAUGAAGCUGGACGCGGCUGCAGACACAGAGAACGUCAUGAGAGCAGUGUUGGAUGGAUGCAUCCUGCAGACGACGUCUUUUCUAAGAUGAGAAAAGACUGAAAAGACUGAAAACAGAAAAGCUGGAUGAAGGAAAGGUUUAUGCCUUAAAUGUGCAUAUACAAAAGAAUGUUGGACAGUAAAGUCAUGUGAAAGUGUAACACACUGAGUGACAAUCAAACUGGAGCACAGGAGAAGAUUUUCUUUGCCAUUAGGCAAACUUUUAUGGUUGUGAUGUGUCAUGUACCUUUGUUGAAGUCUUACACUGUGAACUGGCAUGUAGGGUACUUUUGUAUUUAUUUUUAUUUAUUUGUAUUGUAAUAUAUUUAUUGCACUUUUUACCAAGCAAAGAUGAAAUGUGCAAUUUAAUUUAUAAUAUUCAAAUAUUUAUAUCACUGUUGUGUUUUUUUACA